GUCCAUGCUGAAAAAGAAAACUACUGGGGCUCUAUACGCUGGAGUGAUGAGACCAAGAUAAAUGUUUUCGGAACUGAUGGCUUCAAGCCUGUAUGGUGUUGCAAAGGUGAGGAGUACAAGAAAAUGCAUGGUGCCUACAGUGAAACAUGGUGUCCUUCUGUGGGGCUGCAUGAGUGCUGCUGGUGUUGGGGAGAUGCAUUUCAUUGAUGGUAUUAUGAAUUCACAGAUGUACUGCUCUAUAUUGAAAGAGAAAUUUUCUAACAUGACAAUAAUCCAAAACACACAUCUAAGGCCACUGUUAUGUUUCUGA
Staurois parvus is the source of this 310-nucleotide messenger RNA. The record is from the annotation of a GenBank genome assembly. NCBI's taxonomy places the organism in Eukaryota, Metazoa, Chordata, Amphibia, Anura, Ranidae.